AGCCUUGGCUCAAGAAGGCUGUGGUGAGCGACCGCUUUCCAUCGCAAAGAAAGCGACUGUACAGAGGAGAGUGAACGUGGAGGAGAGGAUCGGGUUGUGUCGUAUUUCUUCGACCCACUGCCGCUGCCGCUCGAAUAUGUCAACCGAAAGACAGCUGAGCAGCAAGAUGCCCCCAAAGGCGUCUUCGUCUGCCAGCAAGACUGUCACCAAAAAUUCAUUGGACCAGCUGGAGAUCAAAUUGCAGUCAGAUGUCGACUGGUUGACGAACCAACUGGUGCCGAAGCUGAAAGCGUCCACGGCCAAGAAGGCUCCGUACACCUUUGUGAACAACUCAGUGAACGCAUUGGGAUCGAAGCUUUCAAUGCAAGAGGCAGAGGCGAUGCAAAAGACACUCAAGGACAUGCUCACCAAGAGAAAGAAAGCCGAACAAGAGGCGGAGAAGAAAAGACUCCAAGAAGAGGAGAAGAAGAAAAAGGAAGAACUUCCGGAGCAGGAAAUUCCUGAUGAUGAGUUCUUCAAGCAGUACAUGUAAGUACCUGCUCAGAGUCCGUUGUCAGCUGCUUACUACAAGAGGCGAACUCCCUCUUUGGGAAUGCUGCCCUCUGGACGAUUGACAAAUCGUUGUUGAUUUGUCGGCUGAGAGAAUAGAAGUGUGCGCAGAGCUCCGUCACAUCACUUCUUC
Durusdinium trenchii is the source of this 682-nucleotide messenger RNA. The record is from the annotation of a GenBank genome assembly. Lineage: Eukaryota; Dinophyceae; Suessiales; Symbiodiniaceae.